Molecule: messenger RNA, 1830 nt
Organism: Neoarius graeffei (lesser salmon catfish)
Lineage: Eukaryota; Metazoa; Chordata; Actinopteri; Siluriformes; Ariidae
Gene: asb1
Product: ankyrin repeat and SOCS box containing 1
Exons: 6
Coding region: 150-1259 (369 amino acids)
Biological process (GO): intracellular signal transduction; protein ubiquitination
Cellular component (GO): ubiquitin ligase complex
Molecular function (GO): protein binding
Source: RefSeq, a predicted model, not a curated record
ACAGACAAGACGCUCCAAAACAUCCGUCAUGCCCCUGAGGAUCAAAAUACAGGCGAAAUAAGCGACACUAAAACCGAUGUUAUCGCCGUAAAUUCAUUGCUUUAAGAAUAAAUCACGCUUUAUCUGCCUUUCGAGCUCCCUGAGACGCGAUGGCUGACGGUGGGAAUGCUGUGGAAGCGGAAGUAGAUGAUGAUGAGCCGCCCACCAUGAGCUACCCCCUGAUCACUGUGUCUGACCUGCCCAGCAGCACCACAGCAGCACGAGAUGAACCGACUUCACCAAAAGGCCGUAAUCUGAAAGAAUGGCUUCAGGAGCAGUUCUGUGACAAACCUCUGGAGCAGUGUGAGGACAUGCGUCUGCAUAAUGCCGCCUAUGUGGGAGAUUUGGACACUAUCAGGACCCUGUUGCAGGAAGACAGCUUCAAAGAACGGAUCAAUGAGAAAUCUGUGUGGUGCUGUGGCUGGCUGCCCUGCACGCCUCUGCGCAUAGCUGCUACUGCUGGCCAUGGUGACUGUGUGGACUUCCUCAUCAACCAUGGGGCCGAGGUGGACCUGGUGGACGUCAAGGGUCAGACAGCUCUGUAUGUGGCUGUGGUUAACGGACACCUGGACUGUGUUCGGAUCUUGCUGGAGGCAGGGGCAGACCCAAACGGCAGCAGACACCAUCGCAGCACUCCUUUAUACCACGCAGCCCGGGUGGGCAGGGUGGACAUCCUACAGGAACUGAUCAGGUUCAAUGCUGAUGUGGAUGUGGACCACCAGCUGGGACCGAGGCCUCUGUUCAGUGCCCGCACCCUUUCCACACUAGUGGUGUGUCCUCUCUAUAUCAGUGCUGCCUACCAUCAUUUACACUGCUUCAGGCUGCUCCUGGAGGCCGGAGCCAACCCAGAUUAUAACUACACUGGCCCCGUGAGCCGUGAAGCGCUGAACAGAGGCCUGGCCUCCUGCCUGCUGGACGCUGUGCUUCGACAUGGCUGUGAGCCUACUUUUGUUAGGCUGCUGCUGGAGCAUGGCGCUGAUCCACUACUCGUGCCAUGGGAGGAACCUGACCCCGAUAUGAUGGGAAGAGUGCGCGUCAAUCCUGAGGCCUUAAACAUCUAUCAAGAGGCCAGGAAAUGUCCAGAGAGGCUGACUCAUUUGUGUCGUAUAGCCAUUCGGCAGGUGAUGGGCAAACACCGCCUGAGGCACAUCUCCAGCCUUCCUUUGCCUGAUUCUAUCAAGAAUUUUCUGCUCCACAGAGACUUCUGUUCCCUUUCAUGAAGAAAGUGCGAAUAAAACCGAAGGCUCUACAAGCUAUGUCAUGGCCUGUACCUGUACAAGGGGCACUGGUAAGUUUUUGUAGGCUGGAGAUAAUGCUGAUGGACAGAAAAUGAUCUGCAGUCCUUUGAGAUCCUGAAGGCUUGGUCCUAUGGCUUUGUUGUUACUGUAGCUGCAUUGCACUUCUGAUGGUGGGAGCACAUUCCCUAAGAAAGCAAACACUUCCGGUUUCAUAGCACAUCAUUCUGUAUGUUGCAUGUUGGUAAAAUUCUCUUUGUUUACAAAAUAUACUUACAGUAGCAUAUUCCUUAAAAGUAAUAUAAUCACCUGAAUACACUGCAUAACCAUGUUAUCUCUUGUGUAUCGUUUCGACCGUUGGAUGUAAGAGCAUCGGUAAUUUAUAUUUAAGAACAAAUUUUAUAUUUCUUUUAGGGUUCCUGUGGUGUAAAAUUAAAAAAAAAAAAAACAACCUUAAUUUAUGAUUCUUUAUGACGUGUAUGUAUUUAUAUGACACUUAAACAUCUUGUUAAACCUUGCCUUUGCCUUAAAUUAAAUUCAGAUGCCUGUAAUAAAC